AUGGCUGCGGCUCUCCCCAGAACUCCAAGACGCCUGUUUCUCAUUUCCAGACUCCAUUCUUUCGCAUAUUCAACUACUCUACCCCUUCAACCAAACUCCGAUUCCCCCUUCUCUUCAUUUCGUGCUGCUAAAUCUGCCAUUUUGUCUCAAUCCGAUCCCGAAAAGCUUGCUCAAUCCUUCAUCCAAGCUUCCAGCUUUCCUUCCUUCCGCCGCUACCGCCCAAUCUACCACCAGUCCAUCCGCAAACUCGCCCGUGCCCAACGCUUCGACCUCAUUGACGACAUAAUUCAAUCCCACCUCAAAUCCCCCUCCGCCACUUCUGAGGGCUUCUGGAUCCGCCUCAUCAUGCUCUACUCUAGCGUUGGCAUGGUCAGUCAAGCUCUCCACAUUCUUGAUCAGGCAAUCCUUCACAAACCCUGCAAUCUGUCGGAGAAAUCGCUCUGUGCUAUUCUCUCUGUUUAUCUCGACAAUUCCAUGCCUGAAAAGGUCCACGAGAUGUUCAGAUCCACUCCGGAGAAGAUUGGUGUUACUCCGACGGUCAUUUCCCACAAUCUGGUAUUGAAGGCUUUUGUUCGGCAAAACGAUCUUCCAUCGGCUCGGAACUGGAUCGAUGAGUUGUACAAGGACGAUGCUAAGGUCAUCCCUAACAUUGACUCCUACACUAUUUUGCUAGGAGCUUACUGGAGCAACGGCGAUAUGGUUGGAUUCGAUGAGAUCAUGAAGGAAAUUUUAAACAGAGGUUUGGAGUUCAAUAUAGCUACUUACAAUUACAGGAUUUCGAGAUUGUGCAAAAACAAGGAGUGUGCUCGGGCCAAGAAAAUACUGGAUGAGAUGAUUUCAAAGGAUGUGAAACCCAAUUCUAGUAGCUAUGAUUCAAUCAUCCAUGGCUACUGCGAUGUCGGGGAUAUCGAAUCCGCUAUGAAAAUUCUGAAGGGUAUGUUGGAAGAUGGCCAUGUUUCUCCUACUUCUCGAAUCUAUUUUCGUUUGAUUCGAAGCAUGGUUAAGGAGGGGGAGUUUGAUUUGGCAUUGGACACAUGUAGACAGAUGUUAAAGAGGAGAUGGGUUCCUCCAUUUGAGACAAUGGAGGCCCUGGUUCGUGGGUUGGUGGCUAUGUCAAAGGUUGAAGAGGCAAAAGAGGUUGUUGAGAAGAUGAAGAAGAGGCUCAAAGGGCCUGCUGUCGAUUCAUGGAGAAAAAUUGAAGCUACUCUUGCUCUGUAG
Molecule: messenger RNA, 1218 nt
Organism: Cucumis melo (muskmelon)
Lineage: Eukaryota; Viridiplantae; Streptophyta; Magnoliopsida; Cucurbitales; Cucurbitaceae
Product: pentatricopeptide repeat-containing protein At1g61870, mitochondrial-like
Exons: 1
Coding region: 1-1218 (405 amino acids)
Molecular function (GO): protein binding
Source: RefSeq, a predicted model, not a curated record